Molecule: messenger RNA, 1566 nt
Organism: Chelonoidis abingdonii (Abingdon island giant tortoise)
Lineage: Eukaryota; Metazoa; Chordata; Testudines; Testudinidae
Source: RefSeq, a predicted model, not a curated record
GUAGCAGCAGCCAGCACUGGAGGGGAGAAGCAGUGACCUGAAGGCAGAGCUGCGCUGGAACCCGGCAGCAGCUGGGGAGCAGGCGCUGGAGCACCCAGCCCAGCAGAGCUGAGUGGUGACAGGGGAGCUGCAGGCCCAGAGCUGGGGAGCAGCCGCCUGCUGUGCCCCAAGUGACACCGGAGCCGGUGCGGAAUAGAAACUGAAAGGGAGAACAGUACACUACUAAACCUCGACAGCACUGGAUGCUGUAGUUAGGGAAAACCAUGGCUUCUGGCUGGAGCAGAGGUCACUUGACUGACUGCACUAUCCAGAGGUGGAAGAUACAACCAAAGGAGUUCAAGGACAUUUAUGACCCGUGUGCACUUCCCAGGGUGACUUAUCUGCUCUAUGAAAUUAAAUGGGGCAACAGCUCCAAGAUAUGGAGAAAGUGGUGCCGAAACAGCAGCACCCAGCAUGCUGAAAUCAACUUCCUGGAAAAUGCCUUCAAGGAAAGAUCUUUCAAUCCUUUGACCCACUGUUCUAUCACCUGGUUCCUCUCCUGGAGUCCUUGCUGGAAAUGUUCCCAAUCUGUGGUAGAGUUCCUGAAGACAUACGCCAAAGUGAACCUAGAAAUGUAUGUAUCACGGCUCUUUAGGCAUGAAAACAGAAGCAACCGUCUAGGCCUGCGUGACCUGUUGAUGAAUGGAGUAACCAUUAAAGUCAUGGACCUCUCAGCUUACAACUAUUGUUGGAGAACAUUUGUCAACCUUCAAAAGGUAGAAGACUACUGGCCUUGGCACCUCACCCUGUGGAUAAUGUUCUUUUCUUUUGAACUCCAGCUUAUCCUUCAGGGCUCCACAGCCAGUUUACAGAUCUGGCCUGCAAGUAGCAAUCAGAUUCCGAGUUUCAGUCUUAUUCCACCAGAAUAUUGUCACCUAAUGCCUCUGCAAAGGGUCGGCACAGAAGCCAGUCACGUGAAGUCAUCACGUGACUGGCCUGAAUCAAUGGCCUGUCACCAGCAACUGCUAGUGUUUGGGCCUGGACCAAUAGCCAAUCACCUGCAACAGCCAAUGUUUAGGCCUGGACCAGCAAUCAGUCAUCAUCAGCCACGAGUGUUUGAGCCAGGACUAUCGACCAGUCACCAUCUGCAACCUGUGUUUAGGCCAGCACUACCAGCCAAUCAAUGACAGCAACAGGAUUGAGGCCUAGACCAUUAGCCAAUCAACCGCAACAACAAAGUAAUAGGCUCUGGAAUAGAUCCCCUUGGAUCUCUAUAGGAAAUAAACCCCUGUGAGUCCCCUCAUAGUUUGCACGUACGUAAACUAGGGGAAACACAUUUUAACAUACUUCAGCCAAUAUCCUUAUUAUGAAUAACCCUAAACAUGCGUUUCUCCUAUGAAUAGUUUUGUGAGGAAAUAAUUUGUGAUGCUGUGACACUCUGUACCUUAGGGGAACACCCUCAUUCUCCCCAUGUUCUUCUUUAUAAAAUUAUUUUGUGGCAUCCAAUGCAAAGCUUGUCAUGUUGGGAGUCUUCGGAAGGCUCAUGAUGCACCAAGCAUGGUUGUUAUAGUGAUGUUAUAGUAAUUG